AUGGCAAUAUAUGGAGAUUCCCUCUUGCGUCCCCAGCCCCUGGAUGCGCAAAGUGGUGGAUCUCCCGCAAGAAAAUCGGACCUGUCGCUGGACGACCAAUCCCUUUCUCCGCGGAAAUCAGGAACCUCAGUCGCGUCUUCAAGUGUAGCAUGGGUAAGACUUGCGGACGAUGACACUGACUUAUCUUCCCAUUCCCCUACCGCUCCUCUCCAACCUGCAAACGCACGCAUUGCCCAACACAAUUUUUCUCCACACGAGAAUCAGCGAGAUUCCUUUACCUACUACAACUAUUCGAUGACAGAGCCUCGCAAAUCGAGAUGGAAGACUUUUGCCCGAUUAACCACAUACCCGCGUUCGACAGACCUCCAAGAGAAGCUCGUCGACCAAGACUGGCUCAAUGAGCACCUGGGAGAUUAUUCAGAACCCUGGCAGGGCCUUAAUCUAAACGAAAAGGAUCCGGAAAGCGGACAGGCUUUGGGUUCCAAACAACGCAAGAGGAGAUGGGUCAAACGCGCCCAGUCCAAAAUUCUGAGAAGCCCAAUCGUCCCUCUUCUUAUCCGCCUCGCAGUCUUCGUGUUUUCGGUGGUCGCCCUGGCCUUGGGCGGUUCUAUCCGUCACCAUGCCACGGAAUCUAAUCAACCUCAAGGCACAUCUCCCGACAUGGCUAUUAUAGUCGACGCAGUCGCGCUGGUGUAUCUGGUUUACAUCACAUACGAUGAAUACACGGGUAAACCCUUGGGCUUGCGGCCAGCAAAGGCCAAAUUAAAGCUUAUAUUCCUCGACUUGUUUUUCAUCGUCUUUGCGUCGGCCAAUUUAAGUCUGGCGUUUGAGAACUUGUCUAAUGUUCAGAGUGCUUGUACAACAAGGGAAGUAGACAAAAUUCUUGUCCCUCGUAACGACAUUCUUUGCGAGAGACAGAAGGCGUUGGCUUCUGUGUUGCUGAUCGUUUUAAUAGCGUGGCUUAUGACGUUCGCGAUCAGUGCUCUAAGAAUUGUGGAGCGAGCAGUCGCCAAGUAA
Molecule: messenger RNA, 1017 nt
Organism: Paracoccidioides lutzii Pb01
Exons: 3
Coding region: 1-1017 (338 amino acids)
Biological process (GO): positive regulation of catalytic activity
Cellular component (GO): fungal-type vacuole; cell periphery
Source: RefSeq, a predicted model, not a curated record